GGCGCGCGCGGCAGCGGGAUGGCGGGAGAGCGGGUCAUGGAGCUGGUGCGGGAACUGCACCGCGCCACCGGCGGGCACCUCCCGCCAUUCCGGACGGAGGGGCUGCGGCAGGCGCUGGAGGAGAUGCGGGCGCUGUACGAGCGGAACCAGGCGGAUGUGUCCGAAGCGAAGUCGGGACGGACGGACCUAAUUUUCCUCAUCCGGUUCCGGCACUGCUGCCUGCUCCGGAACCAGCGCUGCCUCCUGGCCUACCUGUACGACCGGCUGCUGCGGAUCCGAGCGCUGAGGUGGGAGUAUGGCAGUGUCCUGCCAAACGCCAUCCAGUUCCACAUGUCAGCUGAGGAAGUGGAGUGGUUCAAUCGAUACAAAAAGUCUCUGGCUACCUACAUGAGGUCAGUAGGAGGAGAGGAGGGGCUGGACCUUACACAGGACAUAAAACCUCCUAAAAGCCUGUACAUUGAAGUGCGGUGUUUAAGAGACCAUGGAGAAUUUGAGAUUGAUGAUGGGACUACCAUCCUGUUGAAGAAGAACAGCCAGCACUUUUUACCCCGCUGGAAAUGCGAGCAGUUAAUCAGACAAGGAGUCCUGGAGCACAUUCUGUCCUAAGUGUGGAGGACAGGAGGGACAACUCUUGCUUGGUGGCCUGCCCACAAUGGGGACUGAACUGUAGUGUGUGCAGCACUUCAGACACCUCAGCAUUUCUGCAGUGGCACCCUGCCACUCAUCCCAACAGCCUUUGGUGCCUUACCUGAAGAUCAGCCCUAUAUUAUGCAAACCACAUUGGCCACCCCUCUGGGAGGAAAUGGUGCAUACUGGUAAUGUAGUGAUCCUGGGAAUCUGGGGGGUAGGAAGGGGGGAGCAGGGCGUUAUCCAAGCCCCAGAGCUACAACUAGCAUUUGUAAAUGCAUUUUUGUUUGGAGUAAUUGAUUGUUCAUGUGGGAGUAAGACACCAACUGGCUGGGCUCUGGAAGCCAGGAAAGCUCCAUGGUUGCAAAAUAAAGAACUGCUUCAGCCUUCACUGUA
Neopelma chrysocephalum (saffron-crested tyrant-manakin) is the source of this 1023-nucleotide messenger RNA. It is a transcript of the gene GINS1, whose product is annotated as GINS complex subunit 1. Gene Ontology annotation, cellular component: GINS complex. Gene Ontology annotation, biological process: DNA replication; DNA strand elongation involved in mitotic DNA replication. NCBI's taxonomy places the organism in Eukaryota, Metazoa, Chordata, Aves, Passeriformes, Pipridae. The coding region runs from base 19 to 606 and encodes 195 amino acids. The record is from RefSeq and is a predicted model, not a curated record. The transcript has 7 exons.